CUUUGCGAAGGUGAAAUUGGCCAAAAAUGUUGAGAAUGGUGAAUUUGUUGCUAUCAAAAUUCUGGAUCGUAAUCAUGUGCUUCGACACAAUAUGAUGGAUCAGCUGAAGAGAGAAAUUUCAGCGAUGAAGAUGAUCAAUCAUCCAAAUGUUAUCAAAAUAUUUGAGGUGAUGGCAAGCAAAACGAAGAUUUACAUUGUCUUGGAGUUGGUUAAUGGGGGAGAAUUAUUUGACCAAAUAGCUACAAAUGGAAGACUUAAAGAGGAUGAAGCAAGAAGUUAUUUCCAACAACUAAUCAAAGCAGUUGAUUACUGCCAUAGUAGAGGCGUCUAUCACAGAGAUUUGAAGCCAGAGAAUCUUCUUUUGGACACAAAUGGUGUUCUUAAAGUUUCAGAUUUUGGACUUAGUACAUACUCACAACAGGAGGAUGAACUUCUCCGUACAGCUUGUGGAACGCCGAAUUAUGUUGCUCCUGAGGUGAUUAAUGAUAGAGGUUAUGUUGGUUCUGCGUCUGAUAUCUGGUCUUGUGGAGUCAUUCUCUUUGUACUUAUGGCAGGUUACUUGCCCUUCGACGAGCCAAAUACAAUCGCACUUUAUAGGAAAAUUGGUAUGGCUGAUUUCACUUGCCCGUCUUGGUUUUCUCCGGAGGCGAAGAAACUGCUCAAGUCUAUCCUUAAUCCAAACCCUUUAACUAGGAUAAAAAUUCCUGAACUCUUGGAAGAUGAAUGGUUCAAAAAAGGAUAUAAGCCAGCUUCUUUUACAGAGGGAAAUGAUGUCAAUGUAGAUGAUGUUGCUGCUGCAUUCAAUGAUUCCAAGGAAAAUCUUGUGAAGGAGACCAAAGAGAAACCCGUGUCGAUGAAUGCUUUUGAGCUUAUUUCUAGAUCACAAAGCUUCAAUCUUGACAAUUUGUUUGAGAAACAAAAGGGAGUUGUAAAGCGCGAAACGCAUUUCACUUCGCAGCGUCCUGCAAAUGAAAUUAUGUCUAAAAUUGAGGAGGCUGCCAAACCUCUUGGAUUUAAUGUUCACAAGAGAGAUUAUAAGAUGAAGUUGCAAGGUGAUAAAAGUGGAAGGAAGGGUCACCUUUCAGUGGCUACUGAGGUUUUCGAAGUGGCUCCCUCGUUGCAUAUGGUGGAGCUGCGAAAGACAGGCGGCGACACACUAGAGUUUCACAAGUUCUACAAAAUCUUUUCAUCUGGGUUGCAAGACAUAGUGUGGCAUACUGAACCAAAACAAUGAAAAAUCAAGGUGCAAGGGGAUAAAGCAAUGCACUUAUUCUGGUUACUUUAAGAAGGAGCAUGUGUUACUUGGGAGUGUCUGGUUUGAUGUAUGUUUAUAGAGAAAAACAGAUACUGCAAAACUUGAGGCAUAUAUUUAAUUUGAUUUGGAAUCUGUAAAAAGACUUUCAUUAGCCUUAGAGCUAAUAUGAUGUGCAGCAUAAAAAAGACUUGUAUCUUAUUAUAAUCUAUUGCAAAUUGUGGCAUAUGUUAUAAGUUAAUUCUUUAAAAGUAUAUAAUUAUAUACAUGGCAAAGGAUGCCUAUUAUUCU
Molecule: messenger RNA, 1543 nt
Organism: Cicer arietinum (chickpea)
Lineage: Eukaryota; Viridiplantae; Streptophyta; Magnoliopsida; Fabales; Fabaceae
Product: CBL-interacting serine/threonine-protein kinase 9
Biological process (GO): protein phosphorylation; signal transduction
Molecular function (GO): protein serine/threonine kinase activity; ATP binding
Source: RefSeq, a predicted model, not a curated record